AUGAAGACCUUCGCCAUCUCCCUCCUAAUCGCCACGGCCUCCAGCCUCGCUGUCGCUUCAUUCCUCUGUCCCGAGAACAACACCCCUAAGUGCUGCACUGUCGAUCCCUCGGGCCUAUUUCAUUCGAACUGUGGAGAACCUAGCACAACCCCAACCAGCACUGCCGAGUUGAACUCCGUUUGUAAAGCGCAGCAGAAGGAGGCUCGAUGCUGUGUUAUAUCUGAUACUUUGCUUUGCUGGAGGAUGUCUGUAAUCCGGUGA
This is a messenger RNA of Aspergillus costaricaensis CBS 115574, 261 nucleotides long. RefSeq lists its product as uncharacterized. Bases 1 to 261 code for a protein of 86 amino acids. The transcript has 2 exons. Gene Ontology annotation, cellular component: extracellular region. The record is from RefSeq and is a predicted model, not a curated record. NCBI's taxonomy places the organism in Eukaryota, Fungi, Ascomycota, Eurotiomycetes, Eurotiales, Aspergillaceae.